GGGCCAGCCCAGGGGGCGGGGCGCGAGAGGGGCGGGCCGGGGCGCGAGCGCACUGCCCGGCUGCCCGAGCGGCCUCUGGCGGCCGCGGCGGGGAAGGCGGCCGUCACCCGGUCUGCGCCCCCUCCUCGCCGCCUCGCCCAGCCUGCAGCACCUGGCGGGCGCACUGGACACAAGAGCAGAGCCCUCGGGGUCAUCGUGCUAUCGCUUUCCUGCCUCGGUUUCCUUACUUGUCACCACCGCAUCAACAUCCCCCUCCUUGCUGGAGUGUGAGGGUCUUAGGAUUCUCCAGGCACGGUUCAGAAGCGCCUUAAGUAUUUACAGUCACUUAGGGAAUUGCCUGGCGGGCCAGUGGUUAGGACGCUGCGCUUUCACCGCGGAGGGCGCGGGUCGCGGAACUAAGAUCCCACAAGCCGCGUGGUGCGGCCAAAGUAAGUAUAAUAAAUAGAUAAAAUCAUUUAAUCUUCAGGCGUGCCCCAGUGGCUUCUUUUAUCCUUCCCAUUUUACAGGUGGGGAAACUGAGGCUCCAGAGGCAAGGCUGGCAACCUCAUGGCUGUGAGGGCGGGGUGUGGGGACCCACCACAAACCCCGACAACCCCCACUCUGACCACUGCAGAGCUGCCUCUCCCCUUCCCUGAGCUCACAUCCCUCCCCCAGGUCACUUGAGCCCCCAGGGGCCUGAUGAGGGACUCAGCUCCGUGCUGGGACCGAAACGCCCACCCCAGCCGUCUCCAGACCCUCCUGCCCAGGACAGCAGGCAGGGCAGCCCUGCAGGGACCUGCCGCCCACCCCUGCUGCCUUGCCCCAGGGCAGCCCUGGGGGUCCGCUGUGCCCUCUGCCGGUCAUGCUGGGGCCGGCCACCAAGCUGCCCCGGGUUCUGUGGUGGGGGCUUUGCAGGCAUCCUUAUCCCAGCAUCGUUGGGCAGCCCGUGUAAACAGAUGGCACUCACUAACGUCACCCAACUCAAGCGAUGCCCUUGAAUGCCUGGCCCAGAAGGAAUCCAGGUGCUGCUUCACAGCCUCCCGCAAGGCUGCCUUCAAGGUGCCGCCCAGGGCUGGGGGCUCAUCUGAAGGCUCAGAGGGCGAAGGAUCCGCUUCCAGGCUUGCUCGCUGGCCGCUGACCACAUUCAGUCCCUGGCCACGUGGGCCUCCCCGAAGCGACAACUUGCUUCUAGCAAGACGAAGUCAGAACCGUUUGCCAUCCGAGCAGAGAAGGACACCCCCUCACCCUGGCCGAAUCCCACGGGUUAGAAGCCAGGUGCAAAAAGUGGUCGUAUGCACAACAGCCGAAGGGUAGGAGCCACCAAAGCAUCUAUCGACGGAUGAGCAGUAAGUGCGACGUGGUCCCUCCGCACCCGGGAGCAUCCCUCAGCCCCGAGGAGAGAAGCCCUGACACGCGCUCCCACUUGGAUGGACCCUGAGAACACGAUGCUCCGUGAGAGAAGCAGACACAGGAGGACAGACACUGACUGACUCUACUUCCAGGAGGUCCCUAGAGGAGUCAGAUCCCCAAAGACAGGGAGUAGAUGGUGGGGCCAGGGACUGGGGGAGGGGGUGGCGUGUCCGUGUUUCGUGGGGACAGAGUUUCCCUUUGGGAAGAUGAGAAAGUCCUGGAGGUGGAGGGUGGGGAUGGUUACACAGCAAUGUGAACGUGCUUCAGGCCACAGAGCUGUGCCCUUAAAAAUGGUUACAAUGAUAACUUGUCAUGUUAUGUGUAUUUUACCACAAUGGAAAAAAGGGCCAAAACUAUAUUCUGUGUAUUGGAUAUGCCUGAACCCACGUUAGGAGGAAAUUCAGGGAAGCGUGCACAUACCCGUUUUUGUCGGCCCGUUCCCCACCCCACCCCCACCGGGGGAGGGGGGGGAAGGAAAGGAAGCGAAUGAGGAGAAGGGAAAAGCAACCGUCAAGUUCAUCUUCUUAAAAAGAUCUGAAGCGAAUGUGACAAAAAUGCUAACGUGUUUAUUUCAGUGGCAGGUACAUAGCUGCUUGUGGUUUUAUCCCUGGUAGGUGUCUGUGUUUUUAAAAGUGUAUUAUUCUAAAUACUUUGUGUCU
Messenger RNA from Hippopotamus amphibius kiboko, 2048 nucleotides. RefSeq lists its product as uncharacterized. The transcript is spliced from 4 exons. NCBI's taxonomy places the organism in Eukaryota, Metazoa, Chordata, Mammalia, Artiodactyla, Hippopotamidae. The record is from RefSeq and is a predicted model, not a curated record. Bases 679 to 1293 code for a protein of 204 amino acids.